Messenger RNA from Salvelinus namaycush (lake trout), 15382 nucleotides. It is a transcript of the gene hydin, whose product is annotated as HYDIN axonemal central pair apparatus protein. The record is from RefSeq and is a predicted model, not a curated record. The coding region runs from base 1 to 15186 and encodes 5061 amino acids. The transcript has 83 exons. NCBI's taxonomy places the organism in Eukaryota, Metazoa, Chordata, Actinopteri, Salmoniformes, Salmonidae. Gene Ontology annotation, biological process: cilium movement; axonemal central apparatus assembly. Gene Ontology annotation, cellular component: axoneme.
AUGCCCACCUCCAAGGUUCAGGCAUCCCAUGCGGCUCUGCCAAGCCUGCCUCUGAAAAUACCAGAAGGAUUCAAGAGCAAAGUGGUGGCACCCAGGAAUCCCAAACUAGUUAGAAGAGAGGAUAGGCCUAAAAAACUGACACCAUCUGCUUUUGCACAAGAGAUGUCUCAAUCUACAGCGGAGCGGCUGGCAAAUACACAUGAGAUGCACCCACCACGCAUUCUAGAGCUGAUAGACAUGAGUGAGACCACUCACCAGAAGUUCUCUACCAUUGAUGUGGACCAGGCCAUGUUCCAGCCAUACCCCUCGGAGAUUGUGUUCCAGAAUUAUACGCCCUCAGAGACCUUUGAGAUUUCACUGAUUCUCCGUAACAAUGACAAGAUCCCACGGCUGGUGAAGGUGGUGGAGGGAGACUCUCUGUAUUUUAAAGUGGUCAGUCCAGUGGAUGUAUGUAGCAAAGUGGCCCCAGGGAUGGCGUCCACAUUCAGUGUCCUCUUUACACCUCAGGAGAACAAGGACUACAUCCACAGGCUCAUCUGUGUGACAGAGAGGGAGAGGUUUCAGGUUCCUAUCCGGGCGAUUGGGGCGCGGGCCAUCCUAGACUUCCCUGACCACCUGCACUUCUCUCUGUGCCCUGUGAAGUGCUCCUCACAGAAGACCCUGCUGGUGCGCAACAUUGGCAACUGUGAGGCCAAGUUUCAGCUAAGCACACACAGCCCUUUUUCAGUGGAGCCCCCUCUUGGAACUAUUGGAGUUGGAGAGAGCAUGCAGGUGACAGUUGACUUUCUACCCAAGACUGCAGGAGACCACAGCCAGGAUCUGCUGCUUCACUACCAUACAGGGGAGGAUAUUGGCAUCAGUCUGUAUGGAGCGUCUGCAGACGUGAAUGUGAGGCUGGACAGGAACUCUGUCAUAGUGGAGAAAACCUACAUCUCUAUGGCCAACCAACGUUCAGUGUCCAUAGUGAACAGGAGUGAUACUCUAGUCCACUACCAGUGGAAGAGCCUGGCCACUAAAGAGGAGGAAGAGCAGCAGAAGCUAAGGUUCUGUUCCGAACUGCAGCGGGAGGAGGAGGAUGACAUGGAUCAGUUCCUGACAGAGUGUGACGCAGACCCCACUCUACGUGACCGUCUCUCCCUGCUCUCACGCACCUUCCAGGACCGACGCAGGCAGCUGAAGGAGGAACGUCUGUCCUUCUCAGACAACUACAUCACAGUGGAACCUCUGGAGGGGGACAUUUGGCCAAACACCACCUCAGAGGUCAACAUAAUUUUCAAACCACAGGAGGCAAAGAUUUAUCAACAGACGGUCUAUUGCGACAUCACAGGCCGUGAGUCUCGCCUACCACUACGGAUAAAGGGGGAGGGGUUAGGCCCCAAAUUACAAUUCAACUUUGACCUCCUUGACAUGGGUACCAUCUUUAUUGGCUCCAAACACAGCUAUGAGGUGCUUCUGUCUAAUAAUGGGCUCAUCGAGGCCACCUUCAAGCUGGUGCCUCCCAGCUCAGGGUUUGGCCAGUGUUUCUCCUUCAGCCCUACUGAGGGGAUGGUUCCCCCUGGGGCCUGCCAAGCCAUGGAGGUCUGCUUCUCCUCCAGCACCCUGGGGGUCUUCUCUGAGGAGUUCAUCUUCACUGUGGGGCGAAACCCACAGCCUAUCAGCCUCACGUUUAGGGGUUGCGUAAUAGGCCCCACUUUUCACUUCAGCGUUUCAGAGCUCAACUUUGGGGAUGUGUCCUUUGGUUUCCCUCACACACUGACCUGCAGUCUGAACAAUACUUCUCUGGUUCCUAUCAACUUUGGGCUGAGGGUUCCAGGGGAUGGCAGUGGCCCUUCCAGCAUCACCAGUGUCUCCCAGGUGUCAGACCUGAGUAGGACAGAGUGGAGCUCCAGUACUGUACCAGACCGGCCCAUUGAGUUCACCCUGACACCCAACUCAGGAACCGUGCGUCCUCAGGGACUGGUUGACAUCCAGGUGACCCUGUGCUCCAACAGUGUUCAGCGCUACAGUCUGGCUCUAGUAGUGGACGUACAAGGGGUUGGGGAGGAUGUGCUGGCCCUACCCAUCAAUGCCAGGUGUGUCAUACCAAAUGUUCUUCUGGAUACCCCAGUACUACAGUUCCAGAGAUGUUUCCUGAGUUACCCUUACGAGCAGUCAGUGAAGCUUACUAAUGACAGUGACCUGCCUGCAUGCUAUGGCCUUCUGUUCCAGGAGUAUGAGGAGUACCCGUCUCUGCUCUACUCCAGUGCCCACCCACGAGGGGUCAUUCAGCCCCACAGUGCUGUGGACAUCCCCCUGGCUCUGCGGGCUAAGACUGUUGGCAGGCUUCAACAAACUGCACAGAUUGCUAUAUUUGGGAAGAAGGAGCCUCCUCUGAACCUGCAACUGUCCUGCAUUGGGGAGGGUCCGGUAGUCCAUGUGAUGACAACAGAGGUGGCCUUUGGCAGCAUACCAGUUCUGACCGAUGUCUCCAGAACACUGCAGCUCGCAAACCAGUCCCCGAUACCAGCACGCUUUGUGGCUCAAAUGGUGCGCAGCAGGUCUCUGUGGCGGGUGGAGCCAAGUGAGGGAGAGGUUCCACCCCAGGGGAAGCUGGAGCUGAGGCUAGUGGCUCACCUGGAUGACACCCUGCAUUUCCAGGACAAGCUGCACCUGUCCAUCCAGAAUAGUGAAACACACACCAUCCCUCUCUCUGCUACUGGCAAGGGCACUACUAUUGUCACCAACCGCCCUUUUGCCCCCAGUCUGGACUUGGGAGCCCAUUUCAGCUCUGGUCCAUGUCAGUACCAUUUUAGAGUGACCAACCGAGGUCGCCGCUCCCACCAGCUGUACUGGACAACGGAGGGGUACCCCCAGUUUCGCCGAAGAGUUCCCCCACCCGCCAACACCACCAGGGAGGGAAAGGGUCGCAGCUCCCUGGUACCCCCACCUGUAGAUGGGCCAGUCUUCAGCCUGCACCCCAUGCGUAUGGAGCUGGCCCCGGGACACACUGCCGACAUGGUGCUGGAGGGCUCCUCUGACUCUCCCAAGGUGGUCCGAGAGAGGCUGGUGUGUCACGCCAUCCUAGGUCACCAGAGUGGGAAGGAGCGCAUCAUGACGGUGGACGUCACAUGUCGGUUUGUCUCACCCAUCCUGGACAUCUCCUCCCAGCAGCUCAGCUUCUAUGUGGAGAAGGCUCCAGGUGUCUCUCUGCUUCCUCUCUACCAAAAGCUGCUCCUGAGGAAUGUGUCGUCUCUGGCCCUCUCUCUGCAGCUCACUCUGGCUGAGCCCUUUGGUCUGUCUGACCACGAUAGUGAUCACACUUGUGUCACUUCUAAGACUUUGGUACUGGCUGUAGGAGUGCAGACGGAGCAGUGGGUGCGCUUCGACCCCUUAUACCGCCAGGACAGUAUGACGCGGGUGGCUGAGGAGGUGCUGGAGGUGCGCUACUCAGACCAUCCUCAGCAGGACACGGUGGGCCUGAGGGGAGAGGUUCACUUCCCCAACCUGCACUUCUCAAGCGCGACCCUGGACUUUGGCUGUGUACUGAACCACACCGAGGUUCAGCGCCAGCUCACCAUGACCAACUGCAGCCCUCUGUCUGUGUCCUACCACUGGGCCUUCCUGGUCGACCAGCAACAGUACAAUAUCAGGGAAAUUGAGGUUCCCAAACUGUUCCUGGAUGAGAAGGUGGAGGAAGAGAAGGGCGACCAAGAGAAUGAGACUAAGGAGGGGAAGGGCUCUCCCAAAGAUCCCCUGUCAGCUCCAGUCACCCUCACUCUCAUCACAGAGGGGAGGCAGAGCCAGGGGCGAGGCAGCUACAACCCCAGCAGACAGGAGAUCAACAGGACCUCACCAGCACAUCGGCCAGCCAGUACUGAUCAGAACACAGGCACAGCAAGCCGCACUACAAAGGACCACCCCAGUGUUGGAGUGGAGGAGGUGUUUGAUAUCCUACCUAUAUAUGGGGUGCUGCAGCCAGGUGAAAGCCAGCUGGUGUCCUUCUCCUUUUACGGUCAUGCUGACAUCAGUGGUCAGGUUCUGGCUCUGUGUGAGGUCGAGGAGGGCCCCACGUAUGAAAUCACACUCAAAGGAGAGGCUUCACUAGUCACCUACAGCCUGAACAGAACAGAGAUAGACUUUGGCCUUCAGUUGUUUGACCAUGUGGCCGAGGCAGAGAUCACCCUGAGGAACACAGGGAAGGUGGGCUUUCAGUUCAGUGCUCUGUUGGGGGAGAAGGAUUUGUGUGAGGACCCUCGGCCUGGACAUCCCCUGGUCAUCCCCAGAAUGGGUUACACCGAGGCGAAUGCAGAGCAGAAGCUUUCAGUGUACUAUCUCCCUGGGGUCCCUGAGGUCUUCCACAAGACUUUCCAGCUGCAGGUGGCUUUCUUUGAGCCAGAGAGCAUCACUCUCAGAGGAGAGGGCAUCUUCCCCAGGGUGUGCCUGGACCUACCCAGAGAGCUCAAUGAUGAGAGGUAUACUGCAGUGGUGAAGGAGGCCAAGGAGGCUCUGGAGGAGGACAGGAGGGAUGUGGGCAUCAGCCGGCCUGCUACUGGAAAUGGCCUCCUGUCAGACAAGGACUACAUCCCUACAUAUGAUGCCCUGCUGCAGAUGGAGGUAGAGAGGCUCUUGGUGAAACAGAAUGCCAUGGCUGUUGAGAACAGACAAGUGGACAAUAGAGACACACCUGCGUCCACUAGCAAGUGGCGCAAGAAGCUUAGCAGAUUCCUCCUACCGGAGUACACACUGGAUUUUGGCUAUGUGAUCCAUGGUAGUGUUCCUAACCACAUAGUCAAAGUGACAAACACUGGACCCAUGUCUGUGUCCUUCCGGGCUGACCGCCGCCCACUCACAGGCACGGGAUUUGUUGUAGAGCUGGAUAGAGUGAAGAAUCUGCCCUAUUGUGAGACUGAGACCUUUGAAGUGAAGUUUGACCCACGUGGAGCAAAUCUGAAUUUAGGGGAGCUCAACACUGUCAUGCCUAUACAGGUGGUUGGGGGCCCUUCAGUGCAGGUCCAUCUGUGUGCCGUAGUCACCAUGCCCUCCCUCACAGUCUCCACGGAUACGCUGCAGUUUGACAGCAUCCAGUGUGGGCUGUGUCAGGUAACCACCGUCCAGCUGUUCAACCCCGAGCCUGUCCCCUGUGAGUGGAGCAUCGCAGAGGAGCAACGGCCCAGGAAGAAGAUUGACAAGCAUAUCCCUCUCCACCUGAGACGGAAGGCCAGAUUGGAACAGUGUCCUCCUCCAGUGGUAUUUGAAAUGCUACCUUCAACAGGCGUGCUGUAUCCUGGAGAUAGAGUCAACGUCCAGGUCAAAUUCAGCCCAGCCGAGGGGAGAGCAUACAGCCAGAGGCUGGUGGUGUCAGUGGCCCAAAGCACCCAGAGGAUGUUGAUGCUGGCCCAGGGGCAGGGAGAGGAGCCCCAGCUGGAGUUCUCCUCCUCUGUGCUGGAGCUGGGACCCACCCUGCCAUUCAGUGCUGGAGAGGAGGGUGAAGUGAUCGUACGGAACCCCUGCCCCUUUCCCAUUGAGUUCUACUCCCUGGAGUUUGACAAGAAAUACCUGGAGGAAGAUAAGAUUCUGCGUAUGAUGAAGGGCUAUGAUGUCCAGAACGUCCUGCUGUUGCCCCCACGCGCCCCGGGAGAGUCACUACCUCCUGAGCUAAUCGACUAUUACAAUGAACACAACUGUGAGGAGGAGGAUGAGUCCAAGGCUGGCUACCCUAAAGAUGAGGAGGCAUCUGAGGCAGGGGACAAGGGAGAGCAGGAGGAGGAGCUAGCCACCCCACCCCUUCCAGAACGACUCGUGGAGGAGGAGAAAGAGGCAGCUCCCUCCAAGGAUGGGACUCCAUGUGGAGACCUGAUCAAAGACACAGUGGAAAGCAGGACUGCCAGUGUGGGGGACCUGGAGGUCAACCCAGUGUCCAGAGCUAUUGCACGCCACAUGGGCAUUGACCUGUCACCUGAGGGCCAGGCUGCACGAAACCGCCGGGGCAUCGCAAUCAUUGUGCAUGGGGCUCCCCUCUCAGGUAAAACAGGCACAGCAGUGACUCUGGCCAAAUACUAUGGUGCAGCGUGUCUGAGCAUUGAUGCUGUAGUGCUGGAGGCACUGUCCUCAGGGAUGACCUCUGCUGGCCUGCGGGCCCGAGAGCUGUGUGCCAAGGCUGCUAUAGAGCAUGCUCAGAAGAGGGUGGAGGAGGCUGUGGUGGAGGUGAUGGGGCCUGCUGGUCAGGGUGCUGGUACUCUGAGUGUGGAGGCUGUAGCCAAACACACAGCUGAGGGCAGUCAAGUCAUUGACCCCAAAGCUCCAGCCUCUUCCAUCUCUACACGUAACAAGAACAGUGUUGUGGGAGGGAAGAGGAUCGACGGAUCACAGCCCACCGCCCCGUCAAUGGGUGGUGGUCCUAUCCACCGGCAGCUCAGCAUCAGUGUGAGCCAGGUGGGAGAGCUGGGCCUGAUGAGCUGCCUGCUACCAGACCAACUGCUGGUGGACAUCCUCUCAGAGAGACUGCAGCUGAGUGACUGUCACCGGGGUGUUGUGAUGGACGGGCUGGAGACGCUGUACAGCCUCUCCCCCAGCAGCACCCUACAGAUCAUCCUCAAGGCCUUCAACAACAGAUCCUUCAUCUACAUGGUCAAUCUCUCCAACAACUACUAUGCCUUCAAGGCCAAGGAGAGGGCACAGAGAGAGGCAGAGGAGGUCUUACAGAGGGAGCACGCUGAGAAGGAGAAGCUGCGCUUGCAAGAAAUGGAUGAGGAGGAGUAUGAUGCCCUGCCAGAGGAGGAGAAAGAGCGCAUCGACCUCAGACACCUUGUGGCACUGAGAGAACGAAAGCGCAGGGAACAAGAGCGGGCAGAAAGGGAACAGGAAGAGAGGAGACAACAAGAGGAGCUAGAGAGAGUGAGAGAAGAAGAGGAGAUGAAAAAGAAAAACAAGAAAGGCAAGAAGGAGCCUGCCAAGGACGACUCAUCAGGGAAGAAGAGUCAGCUUGGAGGAAAACAGUCUGCAAGUGCCCUACGCUCAGAGACAAAACUGGACCAGCUGGUGAAAGAUGGGAGAAAAAUGUCCUCCUGUGCUGACGGCAAGGAGUAUAAAGACUCUCCCACAGAGGGCACUAGGGAACCAGAGGAGGGAUCCAAGAAGAAGAAGCCCAAAGAGGGCAAGGCAGGGGGUCAGGAUGAGUCUCCAUUACCAAGCGAGGACCCAGAGAGAGAGCUGUCUAGUGAGGGUGACCGACUGCUGCUGUCUCGGUUCAGGCUCUACGAGCAGAGCCAGCCCCAGCUUCUCCACAUCCUACAGUUCUGGGACCGAGCCCAGGGUCAACUCCUCCAGCCCCUGUUCUCUGAAGACAACAUCCAGGAGCCAGAGGAAGUAGUCCCUGAGAGACAGGCCCCCUCCGGCAAGAAGACCAAGAAAGAGCGGGAGAAGGAGAAGGUGGAGAAGGAGAAGGAGCGCUUGGAGAAGGAGAAGUUGAAGGCAGAUGCCACAGAUGUGAAGCUGGUGUCUCCAGCCCCUAGCCAGGCCCUUCUAGCAGUGGAGGGGUCUGAGGGAGGGGACAGGGAGGCUGCACCUGAGACUGUGCCCCACAUCCUCCUUUCUGUUACUGGGAGGGACUAUCUUAGUGGAAUAGAGAUCCUGAAGAGCAACAAACUGCCCCGUCUUGAAGAGGUGUUGGAUGGUUUAGGGCUGGGACCCAAGGGCCCUCCUAUCCCCCCCUCCACUAUCUUCUCUGUCAUCCCCUACCCUAAGAAGAGGCCUGUGCCCAGUGCACAGCAGAUCACUAGUUGCUUCACCUUCAUGGUGCCCUCAGUUCCAGAGGAUCCAACAGGGGAGAAGAAGGAUGCAGACAUGGAGGCUGAAGCUCAAGGCUCAGUCAAGGAAGAAGUGGUGACCCCUACCAAAGGACGGGGGAAGAAGGCAGACACAGGCAGAGAGAGUCAGAAAGACAAGAGACGCGCCCCAGCCAAAAAGGGGGCCAGGUCCAAUGAGUCUCGCUCCCCUCCUCUCAACGCUGUGACUCCCUUAUCUGACACUGAGCAGUGCCAACAGGAGUCCCAACAGGAGCGCAACCAGCGGCUCACCACAUUCCGCUGGAAUGUCCCACCCAAUGGAGAGGUGACGCUGAAGAUCUGGUUCCACUCCCAAUUGCCUGGCAAGUUUGACCAAACACUGAACUUUGAGUUGUUGGGUACAAAGAGACGGUACCAAAUGUACUGUAGGGGCAUCUGUGCAUAUCCAUCCAUCAGCAAAGAUGUAAAGAUGGUGUUUGCCCACAGUAAGAGGGUCCUUCAGUCUGAUGAGGUUCUGCAGAAGACCUACAUCAUCCGCUCUGGCCUCUAUGAGUUUGGUCCGCUGCUCUGUGGGAAGACCAGAGAUAGGUAUAAAGAGAGGAAGUAUCCAGAGAACAUGGAAAGGCUGGUGAUACACAACAACUCCCCACUGGAUGCUGAGAUUCACUUCUGCUUCCAGCAUGACACCAAGGCUACCACCUACCUAUUGGACCCUCCCAACAUGACCCUCAAGCCCAACGAGAGACAAGUACUGACAGUGUGGGCGUACCCUACGAGCCCAGGGCAGAUAGAGGACAGUGUGGUGUGCUGUAUUAAAGAGAACCCAGAGCCAGCCAUCUUCCGCUUCUCCUGUCGCGGGGUCCGGCCCGAGCUCGAGAUCGAACGCAAGCAGCUGCAUUUUGAUAAGAUUCUACUGCACAGGAAGGACACGAGGAAUCUGUGCCUGCGUAACAACACGCUGCUGCCUGCAGCCUGGAGGCUGAGUGGGCUGGAGGUGCUGGGGGAUGAGUUCAGUGUGUCUCAGGACCAGGGCAUCAUCCUGCCACACUCUGAGUUCUGCUUGCAGAUGCAUUUCAGAGCCAUGAAGCCCAUCAACCUGAAGAGAGCCAUUCGCCUCGAGGUGUCCGAUGUGGAGAACAUCCUGGGUAUUGUCCAUACAGAGAACAUACAGAUCCUUGCUGAGGCCUAUGACGUGGCUCUGGACAUCACCUUCCCUAAAGGGGCUGACGGCGGUCUAGACUUUGGAACCAUCAAAGUAUCUGAGGAGGUCAAGCUUUCUGUGAACAUGAAAAACAAGGGCAAAUAUGAGAUAGCUUUCAAGUUUAUCCUGGAGGCCACAGACCCAGCCGUGCCAGACCUGAACCAGAUCUUCACCAUCACCCCACAGAAGGGCUCCCUCAACCCCAACGACCGGCCCACAUGCGUCCAGUUUGUGUUCCGCCACAACAAGGAGGUGUCCAUCCGAGAGCAACCAAUUCUGCGCUGUCAAGUGAUUGAGCCAAAUAUUGCAGAGGGUGGAGAGACCAUUGCCAUCAUUCCCAUCAAAGUAUCAGUCCAGUCCCUCUUCUCGAAAUACAACAUCAUGCCCUCCAGUGACAUUAACUUUGGCCCACUAGUCUACGGCUGCCGCAAGACACAAACCUUCACCAUAGAGAACAAGGGAGACUUUGAGAUCCGCUUCAACAUCAGCAGGAUGUGUAAAGAUCUGCCACAGCCUGCCCAGAGGAGAGGCAUUGUGGGGAAGAGAACAUCACGUGAGAACCACUCUGCUAAACCCCUCACUGGAAACAAAGUGCGGCGAGCUGAAUCCAUCCAGAAGGACAUGGGCAUGUCCACUCUGGCCCGUUUCACCAUGGGCGUGUUCUCAUUGGUCCCUGGUUUUGGUAUCCUGGCGCCGGGCGCUCACCAGGUGGUCACGGUAGACUGUGUGGCAGAGCAGGCAGGACGCUGGCAGGAGUGUCUGGCCCUGGACAUCACCGACCGAGACCCCUCAGACAAUCCAGGCGGUAUCCCCUACCAGCUUGUGGCUGAAGUCUGCAUGUCAGGGAUUGCAUACAAAGACAUUGCCUCUAUUUUUGAGGAGCACCGCAUCUGCAAGACCAGCACCAUGUUGUACUGUGAGCAGUUCCGUGAUUCCAUGGGCAUCUAUAUCCAGGAUGAGAACAAAUUUGUUUUCAAUAAUGUUCUGGUGGGUCGUCCCGCCAAAGCCCGCUUCCGCCUCACCAACAACGGCAAGGUGCCCUGCGAGCUGAGCCUCGCAGUUAAACCUGUCCUUACGAAGAUAUCAGUGCGUAGCACGGAGGUGUUUGAGUUGACGCCUGGCAGGCUUUCUAUACCCAGUCACUCUCAUUCCUUUGCCAUCAUCACAUUCGCCCCUCAGACCAUGCAGACCUACCAUGCUGUGUUUGAGGCCACCCUGGAGGGAGCUACCAGUCUGCAACCCAUGGCCAAGUCCAAGGUGUUGGUGUUUGAUCUGAUGGGUGAUGGCAAUCUGCCCAGUGUGACUAUUCUGAGACCAGUCCUGAGGACCAGCCGUGGACACCCUCUGCUGCAGUUCAAACGGCUGCUGGUGGGCCGGGCCCAGACCCUGCCCCUGGUCCUGAAGAAUGAUGUCAAUGUACCUGCUCAGAUUCACAUUGAUCUUCUGGAUAAGAUGGGGGUGUUCACUUUGGGAGCUGCUCCCAACACCAUCUGCAGCAACAUCUCCUCAUCACAGAUAGAUGCAGAGGUCGGGACAGAGAGACAGAUGGCGCACACUGCCUCCUUGGUGCUGUUAGGCGGUCAGCAGGCAGAGUUUGAGGUGGUUUUUAGUCCCGUGGUGGCUCAGAGCUUCGAGGCCAACAUGCGCCUCCUAGUGGUGGACAACCAGUAUGAGGAGACAGUGGUGCGGCUGCUGGGGGAGGGCUACCAUGACGUCAUCUCCCUGGACAACAUCAACAGCAAGGCUCAGCAAAAGGAGUACUCACCAGAUGGUAAGGGGGACCUGCUGUUCUUUGGAGACUGUGAGGUGUCCAGGCCCUACCAGGAGACCUUCACCAUGACCAACCUGAGCAGCAAUAACGUGCUGAGGUUCGAGUGGCCCGCCGACGGCCCCCAGGUCUCCUUCUCCCCCCAGGUGGGCCACCUCCAUGCAGGCUGUGCCAAGGAGGUGACCGUGACCUUCUGCUCAGAGCAGCCCGUAGUGCUGAUUGCCCAGCCUAUGAAGUGUAAGCUGUGCAGGGUGGUGUUCCAGCAGCCAGUGGACCAGGUGCCAGACUGGGACGACCGCCUCAGGACCGUCAAGUGGGUCGACUCUGGAAAACAAGUGGGCAGUCAACAGCCUACAAAGAAGAAGGUGAUUGAGACAGACCCAGAGCCAGUCCAUUCUGUAGUAGAAAAGUCAUUCAGGGAGACGGAGCUGCGCAUCAGUGCUGUGUGUGAUUAUGCUAAGUUCACCUGCAACGCAGAGACCAUCCGCUUCAAGGACACUCUGCUCUAUCAAACCAGAAUGUUCCAGCUCCAGAUGGUGAACAAAGGCAGUGUGAAGCUGGAGUACUCAUGGCAGGUCCUAAUGGACAGAUAUGGAAAAGGUGUCAACUUUGAUCAUGGAGACGUUAGCCCUCGCUCCUGUCAGAGCAGUAGAUUAGGGGUGAGACCUGCCAGCUCUUUAGAGAGCGUGUCAUGCCUGAUGCUGGGUGACCCAGACCUGCCACCCUUCUCCGUGGAGCCCAGUGUGGGUAUCAUCAGCCCUGGAGCCACCCAGACCUUCAGGAUCAAGUUCUCCCCCUUGGAGGUAGCAGAGUGUGAAGCCAGGCUGGUCUGCAGCAUCCCCAACCUGAAAGACGAGCAGAGCCCCACCAUGGUGGUGUGUGGUCGCAGUUUACUGCCCUACUGCCACUUCCACCUGGAGGACUCAGACUACAUCAGUGGAAACAGACGUAACCCAGAACUGCGUGGUCCUCAUGGGGCCCUGCCCAGGGCCCCCCUGGACCCCAACACCAGGGUCAUAGAGUUCAGAUCUGUGGGCAUUGGCUCCUCCAUCCUUAGGCAGUUCAGCAUUGUUAACCCCACCAACAAGCCUUACUCCUUUAUCUGGAGAUGUGAGGAUGCAGGUGCCUCCCCUUUCCAAUGUCUCACACCCAAUAACUCCAUUCAGCCUGGGAAGAAAGUAGAGGUAUCUUUUGAGUUCCAGGCCCAGGAGCCAGAUACAGUGGAGUCAUUCUGGACCUUCCUGAUCCCAGAUCAGAACCUGUCUGUGCCCUUCCUGCUGGUUGGAACAGCUAGUGAGCCUGUUGUCUACAUGGACCAUGCCCAUCUUAACCUGGGAAACCUGCUAGUGGGACACAAGGCUCACCAAACAGUGUAUCUGCUGAAUGGAGAGAAUCAGCCCUUUCAGUUCUUCAUUAAGGAAACGUCCCGUUACUCAGAGGCCUUCCUGGACAGCCUGCAGCUGGAGCCCAUGGAGGGGGUGGUGCCACCUAAAGACAGGUUCCCUGUGCUUGUGUCUUUCACCCCGACACAAGAUGGAGUGGUGACCUUUAACCUGCUGGUCCAGGUGAAGGGGAAGGUCCAGCCCCUCAAUAUGAACGUCAAGGCAGAGGGUUACAGCAUGAAUGCCUGUGUGCAGUGUGAGAGCACCGAGGGAGGCGUCACCGAGCUGUCUCCAGGCAACUCUUAUCAUCAGGUGGACUUCAAACAAGUGGAGCUCAGUGAUACGACAUUGUGUACCUUCUUAGUGUCCAACCUGGGAAAGUUCAGUCUGGAUGUUCAGUAUGAGUUAUGGGGCUCGGCGGAGAUGCAGCGCCACCUAAAGGUGGAGACAGACAAGGGGAGUGUUGAGGUGGGCAGACAAAGCCGCUGUACUGUCACAUUCUUCCCCCUGCAGAAGUGUGUGCUCAAAGACGUGGGCCUCAACAUCAAGAUUAAGAACGGGCCUGUGUUCAGCUGCUCCAUCCUGGGUUCAGCGGUUGCUCCUGGCCUGGAUUUCUCCUUCUUGAAACACAACUUUGGAAUGAGCUUUAUCUACUGUGCAGGGAUGGUGCCAGCCACACAUACACUGAUCAUAAGCAACAAGGGAGAGAGAGGGAUCAGUCUAGAUUGUCAGUUCUCCAACACCCCAUUCCUGGAGGUGGGCUUCCAGCCAGAGGUGCUGCCCCCUGGUGGGUCCAUGGAGGUGCCCAUCACCUUUUACCCACGGGAGGCCAUGCGCUACCAUGAGAGAGUGGUCUUCGAGAUCAAUGACUGUGCCAAGCAGAUGGUCGAGAUCCUAGGUCAAGGCAUUGAGAUGAAGGUUGACUUUGAAGACCCCAGACACAAGCUGGUGAAUCUGGGGGCUCUGCAGAUUGGUCAGAAGAUCAGGAGGGUGAUUCCCCUGGUGAACAACAGCCAAUCCUCUCUAACCUUCUCCCUGCUACUCAGCUCUACUGUACACACUCUGCUGGACUCCAGGGUGCUGUCAGUGAACCCGCCAGGUGAGGUGACCCUGAAGCCGUUUGGGGGCCGCUGUCUGGUGGAGGUGCUGUUCUCUCCCAGGCAGCGCAUGGCUCCCUUCACGUCAGAGCUGCAGUUUGAGUGUCUGGGCACGGUUCGCCCCCUGCUGGUACUGAAGGGCUGCUGUCAGGGAGUGGAGGUCAAGCUGGACCAGGACUACCUGCCCUUUGGAGCUGUCGCUCAGCGCUGCAAGGUCACAAGACGCAUCAUCAUGCAGAACUCUGGAGACAUCGGAGCCAGGUUCCAGUGGGAAAUGAAGAGGUUUGGCAGAGACUUCUCCAUCACCCCUGUAGAGGGCUACAUCUGCCCCGGCAUGGAGGUGCCUUUUGAGGUGACCUUUUCCCCUGUGGAGCUGAGCCAUGAGCUGAGAUAUGAUGACCUACCCUGCUCUAUAGAAGGAGCCAAGCCCAUCAAACUCACCCUGGCAGGCUCCUGUAUCCUACCCCCGGUCACCAAAGAGGUGUUGCAUUUUGUGUGUCAGGUGCGCUGUCAGCACAUCCAGUCACUGACCCUGUCCAACCGCACCAACCAGUGCUGGACUCUGAAGCCUGUGAUGGAGGGGGAGCACUGGAGUGGCCCUCCCUCCUUCAUCAUUGAGCCCUACCAGCAGAACAAGGCCUACGAGAUCACAUACAAACCCAUGGUCACGACCGCCGAUGGCAAGAAGCACCUGGGCUCUGUAUUCUUCUCCUUUCCAGAUGGGACAGGCAUGCUCUACACUCUGCAUGGCACUGCUGAGGCCCCCAAGGCUGUAGCCACCAUCACCCACGAGAUGCCCUCCAAGACCCAGUACACUGAGAUGGUUCCCGUCCAGAACUGGCUCUCCAAACCUCAGAGGUUCCGUGCUGUAGUGGAGAUCAUGAAGCCAGAGAGGCCAGACAGCACUGUGUCGCUGAAGGGCCUGGACUAUCUGGAUGUACCAGCUCUGGCCAAGAGGGACUACAAGGUCUCCUUCUUCACCUACAAGGAGGGCCAGUACAACGCCAAGGUGACAUUCCGUAAUGAGUCUACAGGGGAGUACCUGUUCUACUACCUGAACUUCAAGGCCACAGCGCCGGGUGUCAUCAGCACCAUAGAAAUGGUGACUCCGGUGCGCCAGACAGCCUCUGCCUCUGUCAGGGUGGAGAACCCCCUCCCCAUUAGCCUGUUCUUCAGUGCUGAGUGCCGCAGCCCAGACGUCAGUGUGCCUCCACAGCUCUCUACGCCUGCACUCUCCAAGGCCACUCUUUCAUUUGAGUACCAGCCGCUGCGUGCGGGCGAGUCCACUGCUCGUCUCAUUCUUCAUAAUGGAGAGUUGGGCUACUUCCACUAUGAGCUGUUGCUGAAAGCCCUGCCAGCGUCGCAUGAGAAACCGCUCUACUUCCGUGCUCCGCUGGGCAGCGGACACUCCGUCUCUGCCAAGUUUACCAACUACUCCCGCGUCAAGGCAGAGUAUGCCUGCAAGACGGACAGUCCUGACUUCAUUGUGGAGAAGAACAUCAACGCUGCAGCUGGCUACCAGGCGGGCACAGACAUCAGCCUGGAGGUUUACUUUGAGCCCUGUCAGUUGGGAGAGAUCCGUGGCAUGCUCACCCUCUCCUCAGGGUUUGGUGGAGAAUACAUGUUCCCUCUCUUUGGGUGCUGCACCCCUCCCAAAGCCCAGGGCCCCUUCACCAUCCGCGCCGGAUCCAGCGUGUCCAUCCCCUUUAAGAAUGUGUUUGUCCAGACCACAGCCUUCUCCUUCCAGGUGGACAGCCCAUCCUUCACUGUGAAGGGCGUGGAGACCAUCCGGUCCAAGAAGACCCAUAACAUUCUUGUUAUGUUCGAGGGGCCUCCCCCUGGCUCCCGAGGGCCCUGCAGUGGUAAGCUGACCAUCUCCAGCCCGCGCUCCGAGGGCCACGGCCAGAGCAUCUCCUGGGUCUUCUACCUGAAGGGCUACUGCCCUGAGCUGGCCCAGAGGGACAAGACCUCUUAGAGGAGGGUGAACCUCUUCUAUACAGUAUAGAACAGUCCAAUGCACAUUAUGGUUGAUACUACAAUAUGUUUACUCCACACUGAUAUAGUUUUAAGCAAAUGUCAAGCUAAUAAAUGUCAUAGAUGGGUGUUUUUCUUCUGUUGCACUUACAUUUAUACUUUUAGCAUAUAAAAUUGUAUUUGUUGAAUGUGUUUUA